This is a messenger RNA of Physella acuta, 2956 nucleotides long. RefSeq names its product toll-like receptor 13. Gene Ontology annotation, cellular component: plasma membrane. The record is from RefSeq and is a predicted model, not a curated record. Gene Ontology annotation, biological process: signal transduction. Gene Ontology annotation, molecular function: signaling receptor activity; protein binding. NCBI's taxonomy places the organism in Eukaryota, Metazoa, Mollusca, Gastropoda, Physidae.
CGUCGAUAAACAGAAUGAAUACAGUAGGGUGGCUAGGUUAAAACUGGCGAUAGACAAGUUACAUUAAGUUGCCUGAGUCACACAAUACAUGACAAGUUUCGUAUGUUAAAUAUACUUUUACAACACUGAAACGACCAUGACAAGCAGUUCGGUUGGAGUGGUGAUUCUAUUCUGCCUCUUCUAUGUAAGAGAUCUACAAGCAGAAAGUAUCAGACAGUUUCAGACGUACCACGACAGUAAAGGUCCUACGUUCAAAGUGACGAACACGCCCUGUCAGCAGACAAAUAAUGUAACUGACGUCAUCAUAAACUGUAAAGGUCUGUCAUUGGAUCGUGUUAAUUCAAAUUGGUUUCCUCUAAAUACUACAGUUAUUUUCUUGGAUUACAAUCUUUUGACGGAAAUAGAAAACUACACAUUUAAAAAUUUAACACAGUUACGUUUGUUAAAUUUGAGUAAUAAUAAAAUAUACAAGAUGCAUACAAAUGCAUUUUCUGGCCUUACGAAUCUGGAAGUCCUAAACCUAGAGUAUAAUGCUCUGGAGUUUGAUAACAACAGCUAUCCAGACGGCAUAUUUUCUCCACUCAUUAAUUUAAUGGAACUCUAUCUGAUACAAGAACAAGAUUACAUCAAGAGUGAAUACUCCUCAUGUUUUCUUUGUCCACUAAAAAAUCUGACCACUCUGUCUAUAGACAGUGUAGGAGAAACGGUCAACUUUGGACCAGAGUUUAAAAGACUUGGUAAACUAACGAAUCUUUUUCUGACUGUUUGUUCCUACUACAUUAUUGAAAGUACUUUUAAAAACUUAAAUCGUUUGAGGCAAUUAGCUUUAGAUGGCGUCAGCUCUAAUUUUAGCAACAUGGCCCUCGCCUAUUUGCCUUUGUUAGAUAGCUUUACGUUCAGCAGUAGUAAAUAUGUGGCAAAAAAACAAGCCUUACAUAUCCUUCAAUCUCUAGAAGGAAGGAACAUGUCUAUGAUCAGAUUUUUUAGAGUUUUUGGUAAUCCCCCUGAAGACAUUUCCAGUAACUCAAUGAAUGAUGAAUAUUUGGACCUGUCUGAAAAUCAGUGGAUGGGAAGUAAAAUAGCUUUUUUAAGAUUACUUACUUUAAGAAACUUAGAGAAUGUAUAUUUUUACGGUGCUUUAGAAGAUGAUACAGGAUCAAAAUGCCUUGAUCUCACUGAUAAUGGAUUUCGUAACGCUACGGGAAAGUUUCAAGGUUUAACAGGACUUAAAACAGUGUUAUUUUCAGGAAACCAUUUCUCAGAUUUUUCACCUACAUUUUUGGACUCAUUUUCAACUGUCGAAAAUUUAGCUUUGUCAAAUUGCAGAUUUGACUUAAAUAGUUUUCAAUCAAACAGCUUAAGAAUUUUUAUGAAUUUAAAAUCACUAAGGCGUCUAGAUGUGUCUUUAAAUUCUCUGAGUUUUCUCGCACCAAAUACGUUUUCUACUAACCCCAACAUGACAGAACUUUAUCUGGUAACCAACAGGUUUACUGAAAUUCCUUUCAACCUUAAGCUGACACCAAAUUUGCGGGUACUUGACCUUAGGAAAAAUACUAUUUGGACAUUGGAGGAAGCCGUAUUAAUAGAACUUGAUGAAUUGGCUGAGAAAAAUGGACAAUUUAGUUUGCGAUUAGCUGGAAAUGUUUUAUCAUGUAGUUGUGAGAACUUCUAUUUCAUCAAAUGGAUUCUUACAACAAACGUAGAUAUAGAUUUUAAUUCAAAUUUGAUGUGUGUCAACGAAUCUGGUUUGUAUACUCAUCUAGAUAAACAUUGGAAUGUUGGUAAAUUUUGGCGUCAGUGUGUGGGUCAGCAAUAUCUAUAUGUCUCUGGUGUUAUUUUGUGUGUCAUCCUUAUAAUAUUGUUGAUGUCUUUUGUCGCCAUGCGGUGUAAGCUGUACAUUAAGGCUUGGUUUGCUCAGAUAUUUGGUACUGUACCACGUAGGAGAUUAACAGAUUUUCAAAACCACGUAUUUAUAGUUUCAUCUCCCAACGAUGACUUUGUUACAGUUUUAAGCAACUACUUAAAGCAAACUUUUUUUCUGAGAACUCGAGACUUCGGAGAUCUUGAGCCAAUGCGCCCAGAAAUUGACGGUUUGUUUGCUGAGAUCAACGCCACAUGGCGUAUAAUUCUGGUUGUAACUGUUGAAUUUUUUCACGACAAUAAUUUCCAGAUGCUCUACACCAUGGUGUUGAACAGUAUGUCACAUGACAACCCGGGAAAGGUGCUUCUACUUUAUGAAAGAAACGUACAGCUAAAUGUUGAUUUAAUUAACGCGAUUUGUGAAGAUAAUAUUCUCGAAGUUCCAUUAUGGCAGAUGACACCAAAUAUGGAUAAUUUUUUGUAUGAAAGAAUUUUUAUUGAUUACUAAAGUGUGUUUCGAUGUAACUAAAUAUAUCUAAUGUUUGUAUAUUAAUGUUAUUCAAAUUAAUAGACUUAAUUACAUUUUAGUGAAUAUAAUUGUGUAUGUGAGGUUUUUUUUCUUUUCAUGUAUAGGCCUAUAUUAAAAUAAUAUCUACGUUAAAAGUUUAUGAGCUUGGGUGUGAAUUCCUCACGAACAUACAUUAAUGUAUUAACUUUUUCGCAUAUUUGCAACGUAACACACGCAAAAUGUUUGGUUGAGCGAACUUUAAAACUGAAAUCAUGAAUGUCUACCCAGUGGCCUCGCUAGAUCGGUUGUCACCCGGUGCGGUCCGCACCCCCGCCUAGCAACGCCACUGUCUCUCCCCGUGAUCUAUUACCAGGUGAAUCAUGCAGGUGUAGGGAUGAGUGCCAUUAGGCGGAUUAUCGUUCUUGCGAACGGAGACUUUCUUUCAGAGCAAAGUUUAACUCGUAGACACAGAAAAUGUAUCUGCAAAAAGAGUUAACUAAUUAGCUUAUUUUUUCAACAGUUUUUUUUUCUUUCCAUUUUUUUUUUCGUUUGCUUAUAUUUUGAGUUUUCAAUAAUUCUACUUUGGUA